Messenger RNA from Pseudo-nitzschia multistriata, 1865 nucleotides. The record is from the annotation of a GenBank genome assembly. NCBI's taxonomy places the organism in Eukaryota, Bacillariophyta, Bacillariophyceae, Bacillariales, Bacillariaceae.
CGACAAGAAGUAACAUACCCGCCGAAGCCAAAACAUUACGGUAUACCCUACAAUCCGAAUCCAAGYACAUUUGUUAUUUACAWCGACAUCCAGAACCCAUGCCAUCUUCGUGGCCACAACCAGCUGUUCUCGAAAACCUCUUGCAGCCGCCUUCCAAGGCAGCUGCUGCCGAGGGGGAAUCCGGGGYAAAGCAAAACGGCAGCAAAUCAAGCACAUCCACCRACGAUGCUCCCGUGUACGACCACCGCGUUCUGGCAUUGUACAAGUUCGUAUCSCCUAGAAUGCCGAAGGAAUCACUCCCCGCCCUGAAAACCGAACUCGAUGCCCUCUGCCGCAAGCACUCGGCACGGGGAACCUUACUGAUUGCAGAAGAAGGCAUCAACGGAACWAUUUGCUAUCCGUUCCGAGAACAAACGACGGACGAGRGAGYCCGAGACGACGGCGACGAUGGCGAUGAGCUCUUGUCCUUGCUCCAGGAAAAGUUCGGUGGCACUCUGAGAAUACGCAGGUCGGUAGCCGAUCGACCGGUAUUUGCCCGCCUAAAAAUCAAAAUCAAGACCGAGAUAGUAACGAUGCACUGGCAGGGCGACAAACCGCAAUGCGGAAACAGCGACAGUGAUGCUCGGGAUUCGACUACCGCAUCCUGCCUUGGAAACGAUGAUGCCAACGACGGCGGCAACGGCGCGAACGCGAACACUGCUUGUUCGAUGCCCUCAACGUCGUCGUGUGCUCCCUGUCGACCCACCGAACGGGUCGGGGAGUACGUUAGACCCCGCGACUGGAACAAGCUGCUGCUCGACCCGGAGACGCUGGUGAUCGACACGCGAAACACAUACGAAAUCGAUGUUGGUACCUUUCGAAACGCUGUCAAUCCACACACGCAGUCCUUUGUCGAAUUUCCCGAUUGGAUGAAGCGAAACAUCGCCACCRCCGAUGAAACGACCAGCAAGAAGCGCGCAUUAGAGAAACCGAAGAAGAUUGCCAUGUUUUGUGAGUGACUCGAACUAACCGGGUUUGGUGGCAUUUUUUGGAACCAACAUUUGCCUGCUUGUUUUGGGCACGAGACGAUGAGGAUCCACAGUGUUUCGUUUUGUUUUCUUUCGAAGGUAUCUAACUCCCUGGUUUUUGAACGUACCUCUUCGUGUCCUUGCGCUUUGGUACAGGCACCGGGGGGAUCCGGUGCGAAAAGGCAACAAACGCCGCAAUGCAGCUCGUCCCGAACGACGUCCCCGUGUACCACCUGSAGGGCGGCAUCCUCGCGUACCUCGACGACGUUCCCGAGGCAGAGAGCCUCUUCGACGGCGACUGCUACGUCUUUGACCAGCGGGUGGCGGUGACCUACCGGAACCGACCGAGCACCACUUUUCGGCAGAAAUGCCACGCCUGCCGGCACCCGCUGUCGAACGWGGACCUGGAGCGRGAGGACUACACCCACGGGGUCUCUUGUAGGUACUGCGUGGGCAAGCUCACGGAAAAGCAGGAGGAGCGCUUCAAGCAGCGGCAGCGRCAGAUGGAGCUGGCCCUCGAGGCGGGGCGAAAGCACAUCCACGACCCAAAAGAAGAGAGACAACAAGAACCGCCAUCGACGAAGAGGAAGAAACCGUGCCUACGAUAGCAUUGCAUCCAGGAUGGGACAGACAAGCAAAGCUUCGAGAUGAAUUGCGUAUCCAUCCGUAGCCUCUACGAACAAAUCGUGGCAUUUAUCUUAGUGCGUGUAUUCGUGGAGAUUUGGUGUGGAUCCGGUUGCUGACCCACCAAACAAAAUGGAACGAAAACUUCAGUGAGUGAAUUUUCUCCCCCAACGGAUAUUGUCCGACACUUCAUUGAUUAUUUAUAUCCGUAGCAACUAAAGUUAAAACACUAUA